Messenger RNA from Rhodamnia argentea, 731 nucleotides. RefSeq names its product acyl carrier protein 2, mitochondrial. Bases 85 to 462 code for a protein of 125 amino acids. Gene Ontology annotation, biological process: fatty acid biosynthetic process. The record is from RefSeq and is a predicted model, not a curated record. Gene Ontology annotation, molecular function: acyl carrier activity; acyl binding. The transcript has 2 exons. Gene Ontology annotation, cellular component: mitochondrion. Lineage: Eukaryota; Viridiplantae; Streptophyta; Magnoliopsida; Myrtales; Myrtaceae.
UUCAUUUCAUCUUCCGCACUUUCGCUGCGUUUCGUUUUUGCGAGGUCGAGAGAGGGAGAGAGCUGAGGAGUAACCCAAGCACCAAUGGCGGCGACUGCGAGGUCCGCUCUGCUCAAGUACCUGCGAGUCCCAGUCAAGCCUUCUCUCCCCUCCAACCCCCUCCCUUUCACUCUCCUCCUCCGCCGGUUCUCCGAGGAGGUCCGGGGCUCCUUCCUCGACAAGUCCGAGGUCACCGAUCGCGUCGUCUCCGUCGUCAAGAACUUCCAGAAAGUCGAACCCUCCAAGGUUACACCAAAUGCACAUUUCCAGAAUGAUCUUGGAUUAGACAGUUUGGACACCGUGGAGAUAGUUAUGGCUCUUGAGGAGGAGUUUGGAUUCGAGAUUCCGGAUAAUGAAGCAGACAAGAUAAGCUCUAUAGAUCUUGCUGUCGAUUUCAUUGCUUCUCAUCCGCAGGCGAAAUAGGAGAAGCAUCGAAAGCCCAUGUUCUUUCCUUUUCUGUUGAAAGAUCGGCGUUGUCAUUGAGUUCUCAUAAGUGGCACAUUGGCACAUUUUAAAUUUUUUUUCUUUUCUUAGCGUACUUCCCUCCAAUGGUUGUCUUUCUAUUUUUGUACCAAACUACUGUGGCUACUUUGGAGUUUGGCGGUAGCUGGCUGUUACAGGCUGACACUAUUUUGAAGUGUAUCCAGAAUGAGUUUUUGGUUGCAUUGAAGUGGUGUUUCUCAUUUUGAUAA